AUGGGGGACAAGGCGCCGCCGCUGUCGCCGGAGGCUGCCGCCGCCAUGGCGGCGGCGACGGCCGUGCAGCCAUCAUCGCCCCGCUUCUUCCCCCCCUCGCCGGCGGCGGGGAAGCACCGUCGGAUCGCGAUCGCCGUGGAUCUGAGCGAUGAGAGCGCCUAUGCUGUCAGGUGGGCUGUGCAGAACUACCUCCGCCCGGGGGACUCCGUCGUCCUCCUCCAUGUGAGCCCCACGAGCGUGCUCUACGGCGCCGACUGGGGCUCCGUCGACCUCUCGGUGUCGGCCCGCGCCGCCGCGGAUGAGGGAUCCGAGGAGUCGCAGCGGAAGCUGGAGGAUGACUUCGAUGCCUUGACCACCACUAAGGCACAAGACCUGGCGCUGCCGCUGCUGGAGGCGCAGAUUCCGUUCAAGAUCCACAUCGUUAAGGAUCACGACAUGAAGGAGAGGCUGUGCCUCGAGAUCGAGCGCCUCGGUCCGAGCGCGGUGAUCAUGGGAUCGAGGGGAUUUGGCGCCUCGCGGAGAACCAUUAAAGGCAGACUGGGGAGCGUCAGCGACUACUGUGUCCACCAUUGCGUCUCUCCCGUUGUGGUUGUCCGCUAUCCGGAAGACAAGGAUGGCGGCGGAGUGGUUUCUGUUUCUGUCGCGGAGCCGGAAGAUGGUAGCGGCGCGGAGGAUAACGCGGCGGUGUAG
Molecule: messenger RNA, 690 nt
Organism: Spirodela intermedia
Lineage: Eukaryota; Viridiplantae; Streptophyta; Magnoliopsida; Alismatales; Araceae
Source: the annotation of a GenBank genome assembly